CCCCAUGAUUUUCUUUUAGUCAAACCACUCUAUUUAAAUUGCUGGCAAAUAAUUAUUAUCGAUUCCCAAACAAAAGGAAUGCCUUUAUUCCAUUUUAGUUUAAGCACUUUUUGUCAACCUUCCGCCUCCCUUUUGGCCCGAGUUUAGGCUUACUAUCAACCAAUUGAUAUCAACUACCUGCUGUUAUGUUAGUUCUUCAUUACGAGACAAACUUGGGCCAUGACAACAGCCGAUCCAAAAGCGAAGAGGAGAAACAAGAGCUCAUACUUGCGCCAUGCGGCCAAGAAGCCCCGCGGAAGUCGAGAGCUGGAAGCGGGGAUGCAGGGUCUGCUCAUCACCUGCAACAUGAACGAGAGAAAAUGCACGGCAGAGGCGUACAGCUUGUUGAAUGAGUAUGCAGACCAACUAUACGGCCCAGAGAAGUUUGUAGAGGAAUCUAACAGUGAGGAUGAGGAAGAUGACGAUGCUGAAGCUGCCCUGAAGAAAGAAGUAAAACAGAUCAGUGCAUCGACACAAAAGCAGCUCCGCCGAUUCCAGGCUUUGGACAGUGGUGCCAACAAUGUUGUCUUCAUCAGAACUCAUGACAUUGAACCGGACAAAUUAGUUCAUCACAUUUUGAAGGAUCUACAUACGACCAAGAAGAAGAAAACCCGCGCUAUUCUGCGGAUGUUGCCAGUGUCGGGGUCGUGCAAGGCUUUCAUGGAGGAGAUCCCAAAGUACUUUGAGACUUUCCUGGAACCCUGGUUCAAAGUUCCCAAAAAGGCUACUUUCCAGAUUGUUUAUAAAGCUAGGAAUAAUAGUCACAUGAACAGAGAUGAUGUCAUCAAGGCCCUGGCAGGUGUAGUAGCAAAUUUGAAUGCUGAAAACAAAGUUGAUCUUAGUUUUCCUGAAUACACCAUCAUAGUGGAGAUAAUCAAAGGCGUGUGCUGUGUGAGUGUUGUCCGGGACUAUGUACUUUUCCGCAAGUACAACCUGCAAGAGGUAACAAAAAAUGACAUGGAGGAGAAAUCGAAAAAAAACACCUGCUCUCCCUCUGAGAAUAAUGGUUGUGUAGGUUCAAAAGAGCAGCUGGAAGAAAAGAAACCCAACAAGAAAGUUGAAGAUGAAGGGCAGGAACUGGAGCCACCUGUCAUGGGUACAGAAGAUGUCUUUCAAGAGCAGAAAAGUGGAGAACAGGGAGCUGAAAAGGAGACCAUUUACAGUGAGAGUAACCAGUCUGAAUCAUAGUCUGGUGGAUUGACUGUUCCACAAACUUUCUUUUUGUAAUUUUGGACAGCAAAUCUUUUCUAAGUUACACCUUUGCACCUGUUCAGGAGUAGUGUGUUGCUCCUGAAUACUCUGCCAAAGUCUUCACACAUUGUAAAUGAGUAAGGAGGAAAGUUUAACUUUGUAAACUAAAAGGCUGUGGUGGUUUAUCUUGUCUUCAGACCUGUUACAGGAUGUUCCUGUUGAAAGUAAAUCUUGCUACUUUUUUCCGAAAUAGAUAUUUGGAUUUUUUUUAAAGGAAAAUUGUUCAAAACAAGUUUCAAUUAAAAUGUUGAUUUUUACCUCCAAUUUUAUUUUAAUACGAUACUUUGGAAUGAUUUGGACAUUGAAUACUCUCUGGUUUAAUCUCAUUGUCAUUCUCGGCUGAAUCAGAAUACAGACUCAACAUUUAUGGAGUAUGAUUGCAUGGUGGUUAUGCUUCCAUUGGGGAGAUGGAAAUGGUCUUUCGAGUGUUUUGUUUGUUAGAUAUCUGACAUAUUAAACUCAGCUGCA
Pristis pectinata (smalltooth sawfish) is the source of this 1758-nucleotide messenger RNA. It is a transcript of the gene thumpd1, whose product is annotated as THUMP domain containing 1. Bases 220 to 1227 code for a protein of 335 amino acids. Gene Ontology annotation, biological process: tRNA modification. NCBI's taxonomy places the organism in Eukaryota, Metazoa, Chordata, Chondrichthyes, Rhinopristiformes, Pristidae. The transcript is spliced from 5 exons. Gene Ontology annotation, molecular function: RNA binding. The record is from RefSeq and is a predicted model, not a curated record.